This is a messenger RNA of Cucurbita moschata (crookneck pumpkin), 1082 nucleotides long. RefSeq lists its product as uncharacterized. Bases 230 to 961 code for a protein of 243 amino acids. The record is from RefSeq and is a predicted model, not a curated record. The transcript is spliced from 5 exons. NCBI's taxonomy places the organism in Eukaryota, Viridiplantae, Streptophyta, Magnoliopsida, Cucurbitales, Cucurbitaceae. Gene Ontology annotation, biological process: protein ubiquitination. Gene Ontology annotation, molecular function: ubiquitin protein ligase activity.
UGUUGAAUUUCGGUAGUGGAAACAUAAACAACAAUUUUGACAUUUUACACAUAAAUUGGGAAAAGGAGGAAGAGAGCAUCGCUUUCUCAGACGCCGCUGUCCCUUCCUUAUCGGUUCUUCUUCUUCUUCUUCUUCUUCUUCUUCUUCUUCUGGGUGUUCUGUAAACACGUUCUUGAAGAAAAGUAUUUGGUGGGUAUAUUAUUUUUGGGGGUUUCGAAGUUGUGGGAUUAUGUAUUAUCGGCUAUCGAGGUCUUCUUGUAAGGAUUCUCUGAAAGUCCUCGAAGAAGAUGUAAAUCGCGCCAAUGCUCUGGCUGUUGCAAUUCCAAGAGCCAAACAUGGUUCAUAUCUCCAAAUGAAAUUGGUUUACAGUCAAUUAGCUCCACUGUUUCUGUUUUUGAUGCAAUGGGUGGAUUGUUCUUGCACAUGUGUUCUUCCCAGAUACCUAAAUUUCUUCCACAUACUUGUUUACAAGGUUUACACAGAUGGAAGACCCAACCUGUCAGCCCAUGGAAGAAAGGCCACUCUCAAAGAUUUUUAUGCUGUGAUAUUGCCAUCCCUUCAACGGCUCCAAGCGAACGCCAGGGAGUUGGAUAACGCUAAAGAGAAGCGUGUGGGAGUCGAAGGAGAUGGAAAGCUCUCCAAUGGUGAUGUAGAGAGAGAAGAAGAAUGUGGGAUUUGCUUAGAAGCUUCCACAAAGAUGGUGUUGCCAAACUGCUGCCAUUCAAUGUGCAUCAAAUGCUACCACAAUUGGAACACGAGAUCGGAGUCGUGCCCGUUUUGUCGGGGGAGCUUGAAGAGGAUCAAAUCAGAGGAUUUGUGGGUGCUAACUUGCAGUGAAGAUGUGGUUGACACUGAAAAAGUCUCCAAGGAAGAUCUGUCACGGUUCUAUCUCUAUAUAAGCAGCCUGCCAAAGGAAUAUCCAGACGCCCUUUUCUUAGUUUAUUAUGAAUACUUGAUUUGAACCAAACUAAACCAAUUUCUGUACAGAUCCCUUCAUAGCCGACCGUCAAAUGUAAACACUGAGUUGGGUGUCCAAAACUUGCUCCUUUUUAUGAAAUGAAAUGAAAUGGUUUACAACUAAA